AUGAAGCUUGACCUUAUGAAGACAAUUUAUGCUCGUGUUGUGUGGGAUGAAGGAGGUGACGUGUCGCUGGUCGAGUACCUCACAAUGUACCAUAAUUUGAUGCUUUUCUUUGGCAGCUUUGGUGGUUUUGCAAAUAUUCAGAGACAAAUGUUAAAUAAGCGUGUGAAGAAUUUAGAGUCGUAUAUGAUAGGAAGAGAGAGAGAUAACUAUCAGACACUAAGAAGAAUGAUUCUGUAUGAGGAGUCCAAGGGAACCAUUGGCUCGGUGAAUCCUUUCUCCGGAACUAUAUUAUUUACGUGUCUUGAGCGCCACCUUCAGUUCAUCACCUUGGCCCUGGUUAACACCCUCACUCUACAUCCACAACACACACUCCUCCACGCCUUCAAACCUGCCUACCUCAGUGUUCUUGCCAGACAUCACAAUUGGUUUAUGGAAAAGUUUUACCUCGUCGGCAUGACCUUAAUGCCCACUAAGGAGAAAGCGAUGUUUGCGGUCAUAGCGUCACAGAGGGAAGAGGUGUCCUUUGAUGACCUCAUGACUACUCUUCAACUCGCCGUCCGUCAACUGAACCAAGUGACUAAGGUGUGUGAACUUAUUCUCAACAAUAAUAAUGUCUUGAACAAGAUUCCCAGGGAGGUGGUUACGUAA
This is a messenger RNA of Homarus americanus (American lobster), 648 nucleotides long. Its product is annotated as ceramide-1-phosphate transfer protein-like. Gene Ontology annotation, biological process: ceramide transport; intermembrane lipid transfer. The record is from RefSeq and is a predicted model, not a curated record. Gene Ontology annotation, cellular component: cytosol; membrane; cytoplasm. Gene Ontology annotation, molecular function: ceramide 1-phosphate transfer activity; ceramide 1-phosphate binding. The transcript has a single exon. NCBI's taxonomy places the organism in Eukaryota, Metazoa, Arthropoda, Malacostraca, Decapoda, Nephropidae. Bases 1 to 648 code for a protein of 215 amino acids.